GCCUGACACGAGAAGAUGGAAACACGUAAAAUUGUAGGAGUCAUUGUUGAUGUUAUAUGCAUCUUGUUGCAUGGAUGUUUGAUUACAGUUGUGUUAAAAACUAAAAAAUUACGAAAAGUUCGAUCAAACCAACUAUUAAUAAAUUUGUGUAUAGGACAUUGGUUGAUCGCAUUUUUUGGUGUGUUUGGUCAUUUUGUGCGACAUUUUAGUUGGAUUGAAUACAGCAUGUACGUUCUGAUGAUUUCAAGUUUGUAUGUAUUGACAACCGACAGAUUUGUCUCGAUUAAAUUUCCAAUGAAAUACCAAAACAUGAAUAUCUGUCUACAUCUUAUAUGGAUGUCUUGUAGUUGGAUAUUUGCCAUACUUUUUGUUAUCAUUUCCUAUCUUAAAAAAGAUAGACCCACAACACCAGGAGAUGAUAAAAACACAAUGAUGUUGUUUCUCAGCGCAAUCAUGUUUACAAUCGUUUCCAUGACAAUAAUGAACUCGAUUAUAUUUGUUGCUGUUCGGCGACAAACACGUGCUAUCGCAUCUCUGCAAGUUCAAGCCUGCCAAGGUAUGUUAUAAUUUUUUUUGUAAAACAGUCAAUCUCAUACUAGGCAAGCAUAUGGCAAAUCCCAUAAAUAUUUUUUGUUUUAUACGC
Hydractinia symbiolongicarpus is the source of this 643-nucleotide messenger RNA. RefSeq lists its product as uncharacterized. NCBI's taxonomy places the organism in Eukaryota, Metazoa, Cnidaria, Hydrozoa, Anthoathecata, Hydractiniidae. The transcript has a single exon. The record is from RefSeq and is a predicted model, not a curated record. Bases 16 to 567 code for a protein of 183 amino acids. Gene Ontology annotation, molecular function: G protein-coupled receptor activity. Gene Ontology annotation, biological process: G protein-coupled receptor signaling pathway.